Messenger RNA from Macaca mulatta (Rhesus monkey), 3969 nucleotides. NCBI's taxonomy places the organism in Eukaryota, Metazoa, Chordata, Mammalia, Primates, Cercopithecidae. The record is from RefSeq and is a predicted model, not a curated record.
CAUGUUGAUCAGGCUGGUCGCGAACUCCUGACCUCAGGUGAAUCGCCUGCCUUGGCCUCCCAAAGUGCUGGGAUCACAGGCGUGAAACACUGCGCCAGGCCUAUGUAUAGUUUUUAAGUGAGGGAACUGAGGUACAAAGAGAAUAGAAAACUUACAAAGACAAUAGAAAACUUGUCCCAGAUCACAUUACUAAGUGACCCAAGGCUGCAUAAGAGAUAAAGUGUACUGCCGCAGCUUGGUUGAGUGCACUGUAUGGUGCCGACAUGCAGACCAAGAAGGGCUUCAGAGAGGAGUACAUUUCAAUGUGGUCUCAUUGGAGGGAUUGUUUAAAAUUCUUGAAAAACUUCAUCUAGCUCGCCUAGAUUCCUUUAGCUAAUUAUUGAGGGGUAAGGAGGUGGCAUCUGGGCAAAACCUUACAAGGUAGAGGGAGGAAGCCAGCUCUCUAUUAGGUUAACAGGAUAGGGCUAUUAAGAGCCUGUUUCCUUUUAUCUUUCACCAUAAUACUCAUCUUUCCCCAGAUCUGCAGAGGGAUCUUUUUAACAUCUUAAAAUCAGUAACAGCCAGAUUAUUCCACAAUAGGCAUUUGUAGAAGCACCCGUACAUUACUUUCUGGGCAACUUAUAGACCUAGGAGUCAGCAAAUAUGGACCAAAUUUGGUCUGCCACUUUUUUUUUUGGUAAAACUGUUUUAUUAAAACACAGGCAAAUUUACAUAUUGUCUAUUUCUGAUUUCAAACUACAAAGGCAAAGUUGAAUGGUUGAGGCAGAGACUAUAUAUCCCAUUUAACCCAUUAAACCUAAAAAAAUUUGCUUUCUGGCCUGUUACAGAAAGUGUUUGCUGACCCUUGACAUUGACAAACUGCUGACAGCUCAGAUGAUCCAUGAUUGGAAGGAUGCGGUCAUCACCAAGAUGUCUUUCUUUCUCUGGCUCCCAGUUUUUCAAGCCUGAAGUGUUUUCCAAUCAAAGUGAAGAGAGACAGUCUGUGGAUGUUGAAUAUGCAAGGAACUGAAGAGAGAGAGAUUAGAAGAGAGACUUGUCCAGGCUGGGUAAACAAGAACAAGCCUGCUCCAGAGCAGGAUGUCUGUAAAACUGAUUCAUCAGGGAUAGUAGCAAAGAGAUUCCAAGAGGAUGAAUACCAAGAUUCUACAUUUGAAGAAAAAUAUGCAUGUGAGGGCAUGAAGGAAAACUCUCCUAGGGAGAUUGCUGAAUCAUGUCUUUUCCAGGAAGGAGGUUUUGGGGGAAUAACUUUCAUCCACAAAGAAGCACCCCCUGAAAUUAUUAGUCAAAACUACAAUUUUGAGAAAAGCUUGCUUUUGACCUCAAGCCUUGUUACACGUCUCAGGGUUUCUACAGAAGAGAGUCUGCAUCAGUGGGAAACAAGUAAUGUACACACCAAUGAUUUUUCCGACCACAGUAAAUGUCCAACUCUCUGCACACAGAAGAAAUCUUGGAAAUGUAAUGAAUGUGGAAAAACCUUUACUCAGGGCUCAUCCCUUACCCAACAUCAGAGAACUCAUACUGGAGAGAGACCCUAUGCAUGUGAGGAAUGUGGGAAAGCCUUUAGUCGUAGUUCAUUCCUUGUUCAACAUCAAAGAAUUCACACUGGAGUGAAACCAUAUGGAUGUGAGCAGUGUGGGAAAACAUUUCGAUGUCGAUCAUUUCUUACUCAGCAUCAAAGAGUUCACACUGGAGAGAAACCUUACAAAUGUAAUGAAUGUGGGAAUUCUUUCCGCAAUCACUCACAUCUCACUGAACACCAGAGAAUUCACACUGGAGAGAAACCUUAUAAAUGUAAUAGAUGUGGGAAGACAUUCAAUCAGAAUACACACCUUAUUCAUCAUCAGAGAAUUCACACUGGUGAGAAGCCUUAUGUAUGCAGUGAAUGUGGCUCUUCUUUUCGAAAACAUUCAAAUCUUACACAACAUCAGAGAAUUCACACUGGGGAAAAACCCCAUAAAUGUGAUGAAUGUGGGAAAACUUUCCAAACAAAGGCAAACCUCUCUCAGCAUCAGAGAAUUCAUACUGGAGAGAAACCCUAUAAAUGUAAAGAAUGUGGCAAAGCAUUUUGUCAGAGCCCAUCUCUUAUUAAACACCAGCGAAUUCAUACUGGAGAAAAACCAUAUAAGUGUAAGGAAUGUGGCAAAGCAUUUACUCAGAGCACCCCACUCACUAAACAUCAGAGAAUACACACGGGGGAGAGACCCUACAAAUGCAGUGAAUGUGGUAAAGCCUUCAUUCAGAGCAUUUGCCUUAUUCGGCAUCAGAGAAGUCACACUGGAGAAAAACCCUAUAAAUGCAAUGAAUGUGGAAAGGGCUUUAAUCAGAACACCUGCCUCACUCAGCAUAUGAGAAUUCAUACUGGAGAGAAGCCCUAUAAAUGUAAAGAAUGUGGGAAAGCCUUUGCUCAUAGCUCAUCUCUUACUGAACAUCAUAGAACUCACACUGGUGAGAAGCUCUAUAAAUGUAGUGAGUGUGAGAAAACCUUCCGCAAGUAUGCACACCUUAGUGAACAUUACAGAAUUCACACUGGUGAGAAGCCUUAUGAGUGCAUUGAGUGUGGAAAGUUCUUCAGACAUAGUUCAGUCCUUUUCAGACAUCAGAAACUUCACAGUGGUGAAUAAUGCUGGCAUUUAGGUUAUGACAGUUUCUCUAGUGAGGAUGACUAUGAAUCUGACUGGGAGUAGAGGGGCAGGUAGAGUUCCUGGAGGGAAGGAAGAAGGAGCCUUGGCUACUGUACUCUGAGAGGAAUGUUUCCAGAAAUGGAGGUGAGAGCUUAGGGAAUGCAGAGCCUACUCGAGGUGGGCAUCUGGGAAUACAGGGUAGAAAGAAAUUCCUGCUUUUCAGAUAAAGCCUACACAUUGCCACUGUCUCCCCAUGUGACUCUUACAGCUUGAGGGGGCAUUUGUUAAGUUAGCACUUCUGCUAACUUUACUACACCCUGCCCCAUCUUCUGACUUAUCACCCAUUUUUGUUGGCUGGCAGGUUGAGAUGUUUUUCUUAAACACUGCCUGUCAGUGUGAAGUGGCACAGUUCUGAUGUAGUGCUAAGUCCAGCCUCCAGAUUUGAGGCAGCCCUGACCAUGCUACCAUGGGGAAAGCUCCCAACCUGUGGAAGUGGUCCUGUAAAGAGGAGACAGAAAUAAGAACCAAAAAAAAAAAUCCAUAUUCAUUCAUUUUAAAAAAGGAGAUAUAAAGCAACAACUGGGCUGACCUCUAUAGAUCUGCCAGUAAAGAAGGUCUUUCCUGAUUCUUCCAAGCUUUGGGGUGACUCAGAGCUAAGAAUGAAACAGGAAACCAAGUUAGAAUUCAUGAUAUUGGUUUAUGGGAAGGCAGUCAUACCUGUUCAGAGAACCAGUAAGACCCAAUAUCUAUCUCAGAGGAAUAAUGGUUACCCAGGAAGGAAAUGGUCUGCUCAAGUGACAAGCCUCAGAACAGGAAGCCUGCAUGCGACUGAGCAAGUCACCUACAUAACCCUGCCUGUGCUAAGGUGUACACCUGUCUGUUGUAACUUUGCCUAGGCUCUUGGUGUACAGAGACCAGAGGAGAGAGACCCACUAGGACUAACAGCAUCUUAACAAAGUGAUAGUUAGUUUGUUGGUCUUUAGGAGAAAGCAUUAGUAAUGAAAGAAGAUAGAAUUUUCAGUUGAUUGGACGUUGGGGCCGCUUAAGAAAGUGUUGACAUUUGUCGUGGAAUGAUUUUGGAAAGACUUCUAAAAGAAUCUUUUUCAAAUCCCUGAAAAUCAGGAUAGUACAUUUUGCCACUGACUGUGAGAGUAUUUUAUUCUUUUGAGAGAAAUGACAUAGUUUUCCCUUUAUUUCCCAAAUUCCUUUCAUGUUCUUAACUGCUACCCAGAAAUUGAGCUCCAGAAGAUUGAGGAUAGCCUUUGACUGGUAUUUAAAAUAGUUUCUAAGCUGUGAAGCUUAUAGCAUUUUUAAAGUGUGGCUAUUAAAAACACUAAAUUAAGUUGAU